CUUCAAAUAAGUUUGUCUUAAAUUCUAUGUUGCAGUGCUAGUAGUAGCAAUAGUAUUUCAAACUUUCAUACUUCUAAUGAACUUCAAGAGGAAUAAAGUUCCCAAAUACCUUCAGAAGUUUUACAAAUUAAAAAAAUGACAGAAACCAAGACAUUUGCCCAGAAGCGUCUGAUGAAGAUGAUUGAAUCAUACAAACAGGCUAAAAAACAUAAAAAUGCCAACUCGACUCCAUCUUUAAAAGGCCAACAACAAUCUGGAUACGAUGCAAAUAAAAAGACCUCAUCUAAACGCGAUACAAAUGCAAGAGCAGUAUUUGCUCCUGGAAGAGUUAAAGAAAAGAAUAACAGCUCAGUUUUAAAAAGUUCGAAUAAAAACCAAUUUUCAUCUGGUGGUGUCGGGUGUCAGAAAGUAGAUUCAUUUAAGAAUGUAGCUCUUUCACAACAAAGCCUUGAAAUUCGUAAACCACAAAAUUUAAGUUUAGAAAGAAGCUUGAAAAAACCUACUUCCAAUAAAUGCUUUCUACAUGCUGAUACCAAUCCUAUACCACUUAGUAGUAAAGAAGCUGGUCUAAAAAGACAGAACAAGUUAAGUGGUAAUAGAGAGAAACACCAAGAAACUUUUUGCCGGACUGCUGAAAAACGUCCAUCUGAUCAUGAAAACUUGGGUAGAAAGAAAAUUAUGAAAAAUGAAAAAUUUGAGGAUUCUUCAAAAAAUAUUGUAAACGAAAAAUCCAAAAAUGAUCCGAGCAAAGUAACUGAAGCAAAUACUCUAAAGGCAAAGUUAUCUUUAAUUGUCGAUUCCUAUGCAACAUUGGGCAACGAUUCCUCUCAGUCCAAAAAUGAAACUCAAAAUAAGACUGAGAAAAGUUAUCAAGCUAAGGAGCCUUAUUUUAUUAUUAGAAAAAAUGUUAAAUUUUCUACAACUCAUAAGAAAGAUACGGAUCUAAAAAUAAAAGACAAAGAAAGAGAAAUUAAAGAUACAGAGAAAAUGAAACCACAACCCUUUUCAUCACCGAAGACAAAACUUCAAGCGAGGCUCCAGAAAGUCAAAGCGGACAUGAAGGAUAAACAGAAAAGAACGAGAAAAGAAUCCUCUUGUGAUAAAAUGGAUGUCAUUUCAAAAGAUGACAGCUCUAAUUUUAUUGAAUCCAUGGAUUGGGAACCUUCCAAUGAUUUAAUUCUGCGCUCUAUCAGAGAUGAAGUAGAUCCAAGAAAGGAAAUGAUGGAAUGGCAAGAUAUUUGCGAUUCCGGUUAUAAUAUUUCUCGAGAAAUUUGUGGAAAUAGUUUAUACCUUGUCGUUGACACAAAUGUUUUAAUCAGAAAUAUUGAGCUCAUCAAAAAGCUUUCAAAAGCUGUCAUCAGGGGCUUUAAAAUAAUUCAAGUAAUACCUUGGCAAGUUCUUAAAGAACUGGAUAAUUUGAAGACCAAAGUUAAUUACGAGAAUGUAAACAUAUCUGCGAGAAAAGUGAUUCGUUUCCUUUCCGAAGCGACAAAUAGUGACCAAUCCAAUGUCGUCUUUCAGUCUCAAUCAAAGCACUUUGAGGAAUGUCACACUCAGUUCAUUGUUGAGGUACCUGACGAUCACUUGAUUAAGUGCUGUUAUCAGUUCAAAGAAAAGAGUCACAAAGUGCUACUUUUAUCAAAUGAUGUCAACCUUAGGGUAAAAACAAAUACUAACAAUAUCCAAGCUGUAGACAGCAAUUGGAUAGCAAACAUAUUAAACCAAGAAUCAAAGUCUCGAAAACAACCCAUUCACGUUUUUGAAGAAGAACCGAAAGAUGGCCAAAGAGGUCGUGAUGAUGACACUUGUCAAUUUGCUCAUAAAACAACUCGAGUUAUGCUGUCUUCUCUUUACAAUAUCGUUUUGUUGAAAUACAAAGAAAAAUAUGGAGACUUAUGGCCUCUCUGGGUUCCGAAAGAACCUCAUUUUCCUGAUUUGAUCAACUUCAUGACUUCUAACGUUUAUUUUCAGUCAUAUUGGAUCAAACUGAACUCGAUUAAAGAUUUUUUUAUAAAAAAUAAAUCAUAUGAUAAUGUUAAACCAGGAGACAUUGAAAAGUUGGGUCGAAAUUUUGUCAGUUUACUAAAGUCCAUUUGCAGUGAUAACUUUAUUCCUAAUGAUCUGGCAAUGCAGUUUUUUAAAGAAUUGGGCUUUUUAAAAUGUUUUCCUAUUUUGGAUUGGAGUGAUUCCAAUUAUAUUGAAGGUUCAUACAGAUUGGGUCAAAAAUAUCUUAAGGAUACAGAGGAUAGCCUAAAUGAGUUUGUGUAGUUAUCAAUUUCUUUGUUAAUGGAGCUGUUUAUCUAAUGUUAUGAAUUAUUUUUAAUUUUCUUCUUCUUUUUCAGAGCAUAUAUAAGCGCUUUGUAUGCGGAAAAGGGUUCUAUGCUUUAUAGGAAUGAAGAUGUAUUGCAUCAUAUUGAUGUAAAUUUAAAACUAAUAAAUCAGUUUAGGAAUGCUAUUUUACAGUAAGUUUAAACACGUCUCUAAAAUUUAAAUUGUGAAUGAAUGAAUGAAAAUAAUUUUAUUAUUCUGAGACUAGUGUCCCUUUAGAACAAAGUCUAAAUACAGAAUAUAUAUUAACAUUCUGGUGUGUCCAUGAAAUAUAAUUAUAUAUUUACAGGAUGAUUGAUAAUAAAAUUUAUUUUGAGCCGACGUUUUGGCCUAAGUUGCAGGCCUUCAUCAGGCCUGGGAAAAGACAAGAUAAUGACCAAAAUUAUUUAUAAAAACUAUUGUAAAAGGAUAUGAAAACAAAAAUUAUGUUAUCUGCUAGUGAAUAAAUUUUAAAAAGUGAAAAAAAAAAUUAUAAUAUAUGAGUAUUAUAUGUAAUUGUAUGAUGAUAAUGAUAUUGGUAUGGCAAUGGAUGAAAACAUAAGUAAGCUAUAAUGAAAAAUAAUGAAGUUAAAGAUAACAAAGUAACAUUAAUAAGGAAAUGAAAUAAACAAUUAAAUGAUGAAGAAAUUAAAUCUAAUAUUUAGUUAUAUAGAGAGAACUACAAUAAUUUUGGAUUCCUGUUCAAUUGGGUUGCUAAAUAACACAGCAUACGCAAUCAAUCGACAGAUGAUAUUAAAAAUAAAUAAACCAGAGAGGGUUAGGUGGGGUCCAGAACAGUAUACAGGAUCGAAUAAGGGAAAGCCAAGAUCAAUCAAUAUAUGUGGUGAUGGAGUAUUCCCUACGAGUCCAAAAUAAUAGUUUCUGCCAUGGUCUCCAUCUGCUCCCUUCCAACACCGAGCCUCCGCAAGAAAUUACUUGUAGUAAGAGGGAUGGUUCCCCUGCUUCCGAGCCAUAGCCCUAUAACCCUUUGACUGUGGGAGCUCAUUCGCAAGUUUCUAUCAUACGUUACAUCCUGAAAUCCACAAAGACGUCAAAAAAAAAUUUGUAUGAAUUUAUUUAAAAUACUAUUUUGAGUCAUCCUGAAAGAUCUUAGCUUUCAAAAAUGCAUUUGAACUUUUUUAUUCAACUUUUAAAAACGGGAUAUGUCUUCCUGGGGGAGCGGCAAUCCCGCAUCACUUCGAUUUCUUAUGUAUUUGCUUAUUUCUGAAAAGUAAAAUAACUGAAAAUUAUCUUAACAAUAACUGUAAGUGAUGAUAAAAAUUAAAUUAUAUUAUUUCUAAAAAAGGACACUGACGGCAGGAUUCGAAAUAUAUAUUUCUUUAAAGGAAGGAGAUGGUCCGGGGUUGCGGUCAUAAAAAGGCUAAAUAGUGGUAAAACUAUUUUAUUGAAAGCCAACGUUUCGACCCGACUUUGCAGGUCUUCAUCAGGGCUAGAACGGACAAGAUACAAAAGAUAGAGAAUUGUGGAAAUUACAUAAUAUUUAGACAUAAUUUAUAAACAAUGUGAAUAAGCUUAUUAGAAUUAUAAACAGUAAGUACAAUAAUAUGGACUAAGUAAGCUAAGUAACAAGAUCCUAAAAUAAAGUAAAUAGAUGCUAACAAUUGUUGUAGUGUAAUAUAUAACAAAUGAAAAUGUGAGUAUAAUUCUACAAAAAAUACAGGAGAAAAAAAAAAAAAUAAAUAAAAAAAUAAAAUAAAAUAAAAUAAGAUUAGAGACUUACAGGUGUGUUCCUCUAGGAGUUUCACUUAAAACUGGAAAGGCAGCGGUAAGGAUUGCAGGUAUAGGGGGGGGUUAACAUGUGUUAACUAAGUAAAGGAUUGCAGGUAUAGAGGGAGUUAACAUGUGUUAACUAAGUAAAGAUUGAAAAACCCAGGAAUGUAUAGUACCUAGGAAUUUUUGAAGAUAUGGAUGGAUAUAAUGGAAAAUUACUAUAUCUAUAAAUAUUAAAAUUAUAAAUAUAUAAAUAUACAAGUAAAAUAGAGUUGAGAGAUGUGAGAGGUAUUUCAUGAUUCUAGAUCAGAGUACAAAGUGAAUACACCCAAAAUUGGUAAAGAGUAAAAUGUAAAUAUAGAAAUAACUUUAUUAACACACAUACAUUGCAGAGCUAACUUAAAAGUAUAGAGAGGGAAAAGAAAAAAAUAAAUACAAAAUAUAGAGUGGUCAUACAUUGGUGUAGAGUGUAAAUGUAAAUUUAGAAAAAUAGAAGAGAGAUCAUACAAAGAAGGAAUAUUUAGAAUAAUGACCAAUUAAAUGAAUUAAUUAAUAAAAAUUGAGAGUAGAUGAAAAUAAUAAAAUAGAAUAUUUAUGUUAUUUUUCCCUUAUAAGACUUAAAAUGUGUCUAUAUGUAAGAGAAAUACAGUUUUUGUCUACUUUGUGAUUAACGGGAUUGUGUUCCAUGUGAAUGUGGAUAGAUUCGGAAAUGAGUCUUUUUUCAUGGUUAGGGACCGUGGAAAGGAUAGAGGUUUUUUCAAAAUCAAAUGAGUGGUUGAGUGUUAAAGCAUGUUCUGAUAGUUUGGAGGCGGAGGGAUUCCGGGAAGUUAUGGACGUUUUAUGUUGGGAAAUGCGGGUUUUGAGAUAGUUUUUGGUUUCACCAAUAUAGGAGCUAUUGCAAUUAGGAGUAGAGCAAGUUAUCCGGUAAACUACAUUGGAUCGGUGUUGUAAGAGUAUGGGAUCCUUCAAGUUGGUGAAAAGGGAAGAAAGUUUGUUAUGGGACUUAAGGCCAAGGCGUAAGUUGGUUAUAGUCGAUUUUAGGAAUUUUUGUAUAUUGUGUGAGAGGAUAGGGAUAUAGGGGAGAGAUUUGUAUAUGAAAGGAGAGGUAGAUGAUUGUGGGGAGUUGGGAGAGUGAGAGGCUGUAUUGUUUUUGGUUGUAUAGUAAUUUAAAAGUUUAUGUAUGGUAUUCAGAGGAAAAUUGUUAGAGAGCAGUAUAUUUUUGACACGUUGAGUGUUGGCUUGAUGGUAUUGUGGAUCGGAUAAGGAGAGGGAUCGGUGAAUAAGGUUUUUGGCGGUAUUGAUUUUUUGGUGAUAUGGGUGUUGGGAGUAAUAGUUGAGUAGUCUGCCUGAGUAUGUGGGUUUAGUGUACCAGUCAGUAGAGACAGAACCGUCAAUGUUUUUCAUUAUUAGGAGGUCUAAGAAGGGGAGCGAAUUGUUAUCUUCUUUCUCUAUGGUGAAACGGAGACGGGGGUGAUAGGAGUUGAAUAAGAAAAGAAUUUGGGGGAUGCUGUCAGGGUUAAUAACAAGGAGGAGGUCAUCAACAUAUUUUUUUAUGAAAAUGAUGUCUUGAUGAAAAGAAGGGAUAACAGAGUCAAGAAGGUCAUUGAGAACAAUAUUGGAAAUAUCAGGUGCUAAGGAAUUUCCCAUGGCUAGGCCAGAAAUCUGAUGAAAGAAUUUUCCUUGGAAGCUGAGGAAACCGGAUCUGCAACAAAGCUCAAGGGAUUCAAGAUAUGAGGAAAGGUUAAGGGUGGUGUGAGGUUCAAUGAUUGUCCAGUUUUUCUUUACAAUGUCUAGGGCUUUGUCUAUUGGGAUGUUGGUAAAAAGGCUUUCGGCGUCUAGGGAAACCAGGAUAAAGUUAUCAGGAAUAUGGAGCGAAGAUAACUCUUCUUUAAGAUGGAAUGAAUUAUGAAUGUCGUAAGGAUUAUUGUGACUAAGUUUUUGGAGAGAGUGUAAAAGAAAUUUGCUGAGUUUAGCUGAGGGGGCGUUAAUAUUGGAGAUGAUAGGGCGGAGGGGAUUUCCAGGUUUGUGAAUUUUUGGGAGUCCAUAUAAGCGG
This is a messenger RNA of Nezara viridula (southern green stink bug), 6091 nucleotides long. The record is from the annotation of a GenBank genome assembly. Lineage: Eukaryota; Metazoa; Arthropoda; Insecta; Hemiptera; Pentatomidae.